AGCAAAACAUAAACAUUAGCAAACAUUAUUAAUGUAAAUCGGUGCCCACUUUUACCAAUCGCUUUAAAAACGUGUUUCCCCUUGGUUGGCAUGUAUUUAAAAUGUACGCCACGUAAAUCAGUCCACCUGUCUGUAACCAAAACUGCACACAAACCAUUUGAGGCGCCCAAUACAAAACUGUGAGCGGCUGCCAGCUGUUUCCCGUUCUUCGGCCCAACUCAGUGAGAACGUGUGAAAACAGGCGAUGUAGUUCACGACCGCUGCUUCGCAUUAAUUAAACGGAAACAAUCGCCCUCCUUCCUACCAUACGGCUGUGAAAUGUUUUGCUGUCUAAAGAGCUGCCUAAACGGUGUGCUGCCGGCUCAGUCCGUACACAUCACGAAAACGUCCAACCCGGUUCAGCUCGAUUCGUCACAUAUGGGUCACGAAGUGGUUAUAAUCAAGAACGGAAUGCGAGCCUGUGGCACUGGUGGGGUACUAGCGAAUGCACCGCUCGUCCAGUCCAAGUCGUACUUUGAGGUGAAGCUGCAACAGUCGGGCCACUGGUCGAUCGGGCUGGCCACCCAGCAAACGGAUCUGAAUCAAUCGGUCGGCGGAAAGGAUCGGGAAUCGUGGUGUCUCAACUCGAACCAUCUGGUACUGCACGGUGGCGACGUUAUCUACCGCUUGGAUGCGAGCAAAGGAGUCCCGAACGGAGGUCAGAACUCACCCGGUCACGUCACCACCACACCCCCGGGAACGGUGUCCGUCGAUCUGGGGCCCGUGUCAGCGCUCGCAUUUCCAGCGCCCGCUAGUGCUUCCGGCACGGACGGCGGGCUGCCCCAGGAAGGGGACACGAUAGGCGUCGCGUACGAUCACGUGGAGCUAAACUUCUACCUGAACGGGAAGAAUCUGAAUGUGCCGGUGCUGAACGUGCGCGGAACCGUCCAUCCCUGUCUGUUCGUGGACGACGGUGCAAUUCUGGAUAUUGUGCUGGACAAUUUUGCGUACGGUCCGCCGCCCGGGUUCGAGCGUAUUCUGGUCGAGCAGUCGUUGCUUUGAUUUCUCAUACACGUGCUGUGUGCUGUUGCUUUUGUUAAGUUUAAGUCGCUCUCGUUGAAAUCGAUUUGGUAACGUAACUUUCUCUCUCCCUCCUAUCUCUAUCUCUAUCUAUCGAUAUGACUUUCCAGCUUCCCGUAUUCUCUAUCGCUUUGGGUUAUGUCGGUCGGUUACUCACGAGGUCACGUUAUUAGUGCCGGAUGCAAAUACACAUGUAUGCAAAACUAACCAUUGCUAAGACAACAGAAACCGAAUUCCAACGUCUUUCAUACACUAACAUACAAAGGACAGGGACACAAGGAUGGAACAGAUGGUUAUUAACACCCAUUCUUAUUACCCUACUUUAUGCGUCGUUUAAAUAUGUUUCAAGAAAAGCAGAUAACAAUAUACACCCAACAUAUAUGUGUUGCUUUUCUAGUAACAUCUCCUGACCAAUCAUUCCUCUUCCUAUUGGAAUCGUGUUUUUUUUGGUUUUUGUAAUGGAUUCUCUGUCCUCCUGCCUUUCUCUUUCUCUAACCAACCAUAAAACGCUUUGUACUGAUCUAGGUAUUUACGCUAAACGAUUUUAUAAAUAGAACCAACUGAGAAAAUCGCAAAAGGAAAUAUACAUCUACAUAUUUAUUGAACGGAA
Molecule: messenger RNA, 1669 nt
Organism: Anopheles stephensi (Asian malaria mosquito)
Lineage: Eukaryota; Metazoa; Arthropoda; Insecta; Diptera; Culicidae
Product: SPRY domain-containing protein 7-like
Exons: 3
Coding region: 319-1041 (240 amino acids)
Molecular function (GO): protein binding
Source: RefSeq, a predicted model, not a curated record